CAAAUUCUCAGUAGGCAGCCACUACAAUUUCGGUCCUUCCCAUCUUCUGUUCCGACUCGACUUUUCGUCAUUCUUCCAAAAUUUCAUAUUCUCUCCAAUUACUCCUUCCAUACAGAAUCCAUUUUAUUUUUCCUUUUCAAAACGCAACGUAACGCAACCGCAAUGGCCAGAAGAUCACUGCCGUUCCUCAAGGACCUUCUCUCGCGCUCCUCGCCCAGCCGGAUCACCACCCGAUCCGUCACCUACAUGCACCGCCCGGGCGACGGGACGCCGAGGCCGGUGACGCUCAUUCCGGGCGACGGAAUUGGGCCGAUGGUGACGGGCGCGGUGGAGCAGGUGAUGGAGGCCAUGCACGCGCCGGUUUACUUUGAGAAGUUCGAGGUCCACGGGAACAUGAAGUCGGUGCCGCAGGAAGUGCUGGAGUCGAUUCGGAAGAACCAGGUGUGUCUCAAGGGAGGCCUCAUCACCCCCAUGGGUGGCGGCGUCAGUUCCCUCAACGUGCAACUCAGGAAGGAGCUCGAUCUCUACGCCUCCCUCGUCAACUGCUUCAACCUCCCAGGCUUGACCACGCGCCACAAUAACGUCGACAUCGUCGUCAUCAGGGAGAACACCGAAGGCGAGUACUCCGGCCUCGAACACGAGGUCAUUCCCGGCGUCGUCGAAAGCCUUAAGGUAAUUACGAAGUUCUGUUCAGAGCGUAUUGCUAAAUAUGCAUUCGAGUAUGCUUAUCUGAACAACAGAAAGACGGUGACUGCUGUACACAAAGCAAAUAUUAUGAAGCUUGCAGAUGGUUUAUUUUUGGAAUCUUGUCGAGAGGUUGCCACAAAUUACCCUGGAAUCAAAUAUAACGAAAUUAUUGUGGAUAACUGCUGCAUGCAACUUGUUUCAAAACCUGAACAGUUUGAUGUCAUGGUUACCCCAAAUCUUUAUGGAAAUCUAAUUGCAAAUACUGCAGCAGGCAUUGCUGGAGGUACUGGAGUUAUGCCAGGAGGUAAUGUUGGAGCCGAGCACGCUGUGUUUGAGCAAGGUGCUUCAGCAGGAAAUGUUGGUAGUGAACAAAUAUUAGAGCAAAAGAUUGCGAAUCCAGUGGCACUUCUUCUCUCGUCAGCUAUGAUGCUUAGGCAUCUUCAGUUUCCAGCCUUUGCUGACCGUUUGGAAACUGCAGUGGCACAUGUCAUUCUGGAGGGAAAAUACCGAACAGAGGAUCUUGGAGGGUCAAGCACCACCCAAGAGGUUGUGGAUGCAAUCAUAGAUGCUUUAGAUUGAGAUUUCCCAAAUGAAAUCAGCCUCGUAUAUUCUUUUCUAACUAAUUUUGCCAUCAUUUUUUUGCUCCCAUCAACUGGGAAAUAGCAAUUUUUUGUCCUGAAUAAAGUUUAUGCCAUACAGAAAACGAUGUAAUUCUUUUUUUACUUCAAGAAUUUGUAGAGUGAUAA
Molecule: messenger RNA, 1433 nt
Organism: Vigna angularis (adzuki bean)
Lineage: Eukaryota; Viridiplantae; Streptophyta; Magnoliopsida; Fabales; Fabaceae
Product: isocitrate dehydrogenase [NAD] regulatory subunit 1, mitochondrial
Exons: 4
Coding region: 163-1266 (367 amino acids)
Biological process (GO): isocitrate metabolic process; tricarboxylic acid cycle
Cellular component (GO): mitochondrion
Molecular function (GO): isocitrate dehydrogenase (NAD+) activity
Source: RefSeq, a predicted model, not a curated record